This is a messenger RNA of Acanthoscelides obtectus, 12201 nucleotides long. Lineage: Eukaryota; Metazoa; Arthropoda; Insecta; Coleoptera; Chrysomelidae. The record is from the annotation of a GenBank genome assembly.
GGUUAGAUGUUUAUAUAUGGCAAAAACAUCAAAAAAAUGCCAACAUUUCAAUACUUAUCGCUUAAAAUUUUAUAAUUUGUACUGUAUUUGAAGCUCUCUAACCAUUGCUGUUUAAAUAUGUUGCAACGGUAUAAAAUUUCUAAAUUGCUAAUAGCUGUUUAAUACGGUUACUUUCAGCAUACGGAAUAAUUUAAUUUGAAAUGUUCAAAUUAGAAUCUUACAUUACACCGAUUUUGUUGAGCUAUGUUAACCGGUAUAUAAGCAACCUUAAACCAGAAGAUUCUCAGGUUUCGCUAUGGGGAGGAGAUGCUACAUUCCACAAUCUUGAACUGAACUUGCAAGUCAUCGAACAGGAGUUGCAAUUACCAUUCAGUUUUGUGUCUGGAAGUAUAAGGGAGUUACAGAUUCAUGUACCAUGGACAAAGCUAACCUCAGAACCUAUUACGAUCACUAUAAAUACUAUAGAAUGUAUAUUAAAUUUAAAAGGAAAAAAAUCAACCCCAAAUGCUUCUGCCCAAGCUAAAACUAAUAAGCCAAAAAAGCCUGCAGGGAAAGAAGUUGAGGCACCUCAGGGAUAUGUACAACUACUUAUAAACAAAAUUGUGAGCAACAUCAGGAUUCAUUGCAAUAAUGUUAUUUUGAAGUAUGUUGAGGAAGAUAUUGUCCUUUCUAUGAAUGUUAAGCAUUUAAAAUUUCAGUCUGCAAAUAAAAAAUGGGAACCAGCUUAUACUGAUCUGUCUCCCACAGAAGUGAUUUUAAGGAAAAUAAUAACAGUGAAUGAUUUGACAUUAUGUCUAGAUAAAAGGAACGCAUCAGGAAAGAUUGAGGUUUAUCAAGAGCCAAUGCUGUAUAGAUGCUCAAUGACUAUGCAUUUGCUGAAACAUUAUCACUCAACAUCUGCUAAAAGAGCAUCUACAACUAGAUUGGACAUUUAUUGCAAUAACAUGGAAUUCAGCACUACUGAGCAACAGGUUCCGAUGUUCUUAAGAUUAUUAAUGUUGUUAUAUGCACUGCAACAGAAAAAGCUGAAGCCUGAAAAACAAACUGACACACAAGGGACAUCUGCUUCAACAAGUGCUGCUGAUGAAAGUGAGUUUCAAGAGUCUUGGACCGAUUGGGCGUGGUCAUAUGUAUCAGCUGUUCUACCAGCACCAUGGGAAGAGGAGGAUAAUUCUCAACAACUUGAAAGCCCUAAAGGGCAUACUUUGCAUUUGUGCUUCUAUGUUGAUAACGCUUCAGUCACAUUCAAAGUUUCAGAAACGUCUGGUAUAGAAAGAGGCACUCUAUAUCCACAGAAGAAGAUGAGAUAUAAUCCGAUGUUGGUGUUGAAACUUCAAGGAUUAUAUAUGGAAACAGUUAUUCAUGGAAUGAAAUGGUUCAGUGCCAUGGGUGGAAUCGGCCAAGCUAUACUCCUGCCUGUUGGCUUGUGCAGCUGUGCUGAGACGGAAAUAAUUGAAGAGAAACAUCCUAUUAACUAUUUGCAAAUAGGUUCUCCUACAAGUUUCCACAUGAAAGACUCCUUGUUCGAUGCAAAUGCAGAAGAAAACAAAGGCAGAAAGAGAAAGUACAAUAAAUCAUGGGACUAUCAUAUGACUGUAUUUACUGAAGCUAUAUUAUUAGAGAGAACGCCAGCAUUUGCCUUCGAUUACCUUUAUCAGCUGGAAGUACCAAGUGAUACGUCCAGCGAUAUUUUAUCAGACUUUGGAAGCGACUAUGAAUUUAGCAAUUUCGUGGAGAAAUCGAGCACGCGCGUCUGUUUCGGCCCGCUUCGUUUGCGUCUCUGUUCGGGCCUCUUCCACCGAAUGGCAACACUGCGCGUGGCAGCCGCCUACUACGAUUACCCCCCCUACUACACCGACCAACUGGAUCCGCCUUUGCGCGAUUUGCGCCCGCCCUCUGAAGAUGACUUGAACGCCCUCACUCAAUUCAUACCCAGCCGAAACGUCAGGAUCACCUUUUUCGCGCCGAUCAUCGAGAUCGAGCUCAUGGAUCAUCCGUACUUUCAACCGGUCAAAGGGUGUCUGCUCAAAAGGAAAAAGAAAGUGUCAAUGACGAACAUUCCACCGAAAAGUAAAGUGAACCUGCCCAAACUGACUAUCGAGUGCCAAUUUCUGGACAUGACUAUGAAUUAUCCGAUGUACGUGAAUCGAUUGGUACACACUACGUGUCAACUGAAAGACGCGCCCAAGAAACUUUUCGACGGCUGCUUCACCAGGAAAAUCGUUAAAGUGGUCGGCCUGUGCAGCAGGUUGCUCAUUGGACAGAAACAUACGACCAUCUUAACACCUUCUAGCCUCUCGUAUUGCUGCAAUGCCAUUUUACAGCCGCAAUAUUGGUGGAACCCGAAUAUUCCGCACAACGAGAUCACUUUUGAAUCGGAAAGUGUAACGUUGAACGCCACCAAUGCGAAAAUGAUGGUCAUUGCUACCAUCAUAUCGAAAUUGAUCGUGCUCGACUCUGACGGAGCUACGAAAAUGAUCAACACCACCACCAUGUUGCUGGAUGCGUGCAAAGAUUACGGUUUUCCUUACAUGGAGUUAUACGUCGAAGGCAUACGGUACAAGAAAGUGGUAACGAAUGCAACAACGUCGAUAGACAUGAGCUUAGGUUGCGUCAAGGCUUUCAUAUUCGAAAAAAUCGACAGCAAAACCACGAAAAGCAAGAAGUCUAUCGCUUCGGAAGACAUUCAACAGGUGCUCUUUCUAUCCGGACCGGAAACGAAAUCUGCGGGGGCGGCUGCCAGUAAAACUAAAUUAAAGAAUAAAAAGAACGCGGAAGAAAUCCCUUUGCUGACGGUGACUUUCCAGUAUCCUUUAAGUCCUCAUAAUCAAAAACACGCACCAAUUUUGCUGUUCAACUUGCAAGAAAUCAGAAUAUGCGUUGAUCCUUUACUGUGCAAAUGGCUGUUGUAUCAUCCUAGCGAGAUUGCUAACGCUGGCAAAUCGGAUUUGCAGAUAACGAAUAAAAGUAAGAGUGCCGCUUACCAGGCGAGCGUCAGCGGAGGCAGCGCAGUGGACACGCCCCGUCGCAUUGGCACCCAAUCGGUGCACAGCAGUUCAGACUGGGAGCCAAUCCACGUCGUCGCAGCGGCGUCCAUCGUAACGCCCACUAAUCCGACAGCGGGCAAUGAAGAACAGGCCGCACACACGUCGCACGUCGAUCUGCAGGAGAAAAUCUACAACGUUCUAAGGAAAUGGUUCGACGUUUGGAAAGGAGUUUUCCUGCAAGGGGACGUUUCGCAGUCCACCAUUUAUUUCCCUCUAGUUUCAUUGUCGGCUGUAGGAUCGCAAGGCAUCCAAGAAGCAGUAGAAUCGGCCGUGAACAAAGAACACCCUCCUGAAAUGAUGGUGAUAACUUUGCCGUUCGCGAACGUACGAAGCGCUCAUCGGCAAAGCAUCAAGAAGUACCUGAGAGCGCUCCCCGUGUCGGUGCCCAACACCGUGUGGACCGAGAAAAGUUCCAGCUUACCAUGGACGAUCUCCGUAUCCGAUCUUAGUUGCUACACGGUGCAACACGGCAACAAACUCACUUUUUUGAAGCCGGUAUCGCUCAGCGCCACCAUAGGAUUGACCACGAAACCGCCUAAGGUAGAGAACCAAAGUGUUGCCGAUACUAGCAGUAAAAGUGCUACCAAUAACGAAAAAGCAGCUGUCGACAUCGGCUACCUGGGCAUUUGCGUGCAUAUCGACAUGUCGCCGAUCGUGGUGUCCACCUCGGAGGUUCAAGUCUAUCUGUUCGCCAGCAUACUCUAUGGUCUUAUGGAGGUAGCAACCAAUUUGAUUCCGAAGAAACAAAAACCUCCAAGUAAGGUUCCAGAUGUGAUUCCACAGGUGGCGCUCAAAAGUGGUUCUUCGAUGGUUUCGCCAUCGCAGACCACGCACAAGGAUUCGAGUAGUGGAAAAACGGCGUCUAAACUUAAGAAACCUGACAAUGCCGAUAGUGAUUCUAUCAAACUGACAGCCUGGGUGCAAUGGACAAUCACUAGGUUUACAAUAGAGCUGCUGUCAAACGAGUGUAACGCCGACCCUGAGAACGACCUUGAGUCUCAACAGCCCAUGUUGAAGUUAGUUGUGGAUGCGGAGGACAUCGUUAGUUCUUUGGACCUUCAGAGCGUAUACUUAAAGAUCAAAAGCAAGAUUGGUUCGGCAUCAAUACAGCAUUUCAAGAGAGCGACGGCAAGUUCAAAAUGGAUGCCAGGUCCGUUCUCCGGCACGGUGAUGCGACAACGUGAAGACGUGGUGUCCGUGUCCAGCGAUCAGCAACAGCUUCAACAGCAAAGACACCACGAAGAUAACGGUUUUAUGUGCGUGACAAUAACUCGAGCCAGCUGCCAGCAUACGCACACGUUGUGGGGGACCGGCGGGACCCCGUCGAGAGGUGCUCAAGGGAAGCAAAGCGCAAAGGAGGGAAAGAAGGCCUCAACGGCGAAUUUACAGGCCGCUAGUAUGCUGUCGCCUUCUAGAUAUAUCACGGAGAUCGUUGUCAAUGUACAGCCGACAGACUUUGUGAUAUCACUGAACACGCUCCGCAGCUUCUAUCUAGUGAUCGCUCCCUUAUUGGAGAUCCCUCUAUCCAGCGAGCCAGCACCGUUGACUUCCCCAUCUUCAUCCUCGACGCUCCUCCUGCAAACUGUCAACAGCCAAGUUCUGCCGUUGGCUUACUUGGAAUGUCAGGAUAUUCGAGUGGUGAUGCCUUCAGUCGAACUGGGAAGUACCGGAGCCAUGCAUGACGUCAUCAUCUUACAGGUUCAAAAGAUCAGCCUGACUCCAUCAGCUGUGAAUCCGAUCUGCAGAACGCCGAUUCGACAAGACAUUUACGAUCAAGCGGUACAUGCCAGAAUCCUCAAUAUACCGGGUAGCGAAGUGGAGGACCGACAAUACCAAUUCGACAUGUUGGGCAUCUCAAUCUCGACAGGCACUUGGGACGACAUCGACGCCGUCUUCUCGCCAACGGGCACCGCUUCCUCUACGCUGCAUCCGCUCAGCGAAAACCCCGCCUUGGAAUGGAACAAUCUGGAGCAAGGUCAUCCGUACUUCCAUCCCAUCAUGAAUCUGUGGAACGUCUCGGAGAGGUUCGACAUCAGCGUGGUCGCCGCACCGGCGAUACUCUACAAAUCGAACACUCUCGUUUGCGGACACUCUGUAGAAAUCAACUUCGUUUCGGACAUCGUAGUCAACCUGUCGCUCAAUCAGAUCAAAUUGGUGUCAGCGAUCCUGAGCGAAUUUGCGAGCUUGGUCGAACCACUGCUUCUAGACGACAGCGCGUUAGCCAGACCGAAAAUCAUCUUUCCUUACUCCAGAUUCGAACCGUCUGUGGACAACACCGUCAAAUGGGAUCCCCAGGAGAUCAUCCGUGACUCUGGCAUCGAUACGUCGGACAUUAAAAGCGUCAAGUCUUCGUCCAGGGCAGCAUUGAAGGGUUUAAGCGAGAGAGAACAUCAGCUUUAUAGCAAAAAACAUAGCUCGGUUACCAUGGUGUACACAGCGGCACCCGUGGACGUUCUUUUCACAGCAGGCAAAAUCGGACUGUCCCUCUACCAGAUCGACGAUGGAAAACCGAACAUUUACAAGCAAAAGAAGAAAAAACGUCCAUACAAAAUCGACCCUGAUGAUCUUGGGUACGAGGCUGAAGAAGAAAGCGUUGAAGAUAAAGAGCCUAAGAAAUACAACCCUUUGGUAUACAUCUGCGUGAAACAGCCUAACGUGUUUCUGUCAAAGCACGCGGCAGGUCGCCGAAUGCAGAUCUCCUGCUACGACUUGAACCUGAAAAUGCGCGGCCCCGAGUACCCCCCGGUGGGCAACGUCCCCACAGAGGACGAUUACCCCGUCGAUCUGCUAGAAACGAAAUCAGGAGUUCCGGAUGCGAACACCGGAAUCCUGCCUGCCUUCUUCACGCUCAAAUAUAUCAAAGCUGGCAGUAAGAAUCACGGGCAUUUGGACGUGAAUAUCGCCAAGCCCACUAAGGUUCUAUGUUCUAUGUCUAGGUGGAGCUAUUUGCAGAUCAUCAGGGAUAGAUUAUUGGACACAUUCAAAAGAACCGACAGAAAUAUUACGUCAGUUGUUGAAAAAACAGAUAUUUCGAAUCUUCAUCUCAGCAUAAAUAAAAGUGAUACCUACACGAGGUUUCAAGAAAUGAAGGAAAUCCUGAAAAGAGUCAAUUCGGUUAAUUUGAAAAGUGAUCAACUUGUAUUUGCUUUCAAAUCCGAUGCUGGGCAUGAGAUGGAUCUGGCUUUGGAAAGGAUCACAAAUAACCUGACAUUAUCGAAUAGACCUGAGAAGGUGUCAGUUGUAUGUGGUUUACAUAGUGUCACAUUGAACGUUAUCAGCAAAAACUUCAAAAAGAUCUUACUCAAUCCAUGGACAGUCACGUUCAACGUUUCCAUGUUCUGGGAAUCCUGGCAAACAACUGAUAGCAGUCCACAGAUCCAAAUAACAGUGGAAAGCGACUGCAUAAUGUUGGACGUCUGCCCUGAACAACUGAAAUGCGUACAAAUCGUGUCGAAGGACAUCGUCGAAUUCAUAUCCUCUUUCCCCUCUAAAGAUGAGGGCAAUACGAGCAGGUGCAGCAGUUCUGCAUAUUCGGCGCCUUCUUCUUCUUUGUAUUCCGCCCCACCGCAAGUUUUCAAGAAAGUCUCGGACAGGGAGCAACAUUACAAGGACGAUCUUAGAGCCGGAGCGUUCCAGUUCGUCGAUUCGAACACUGAUAAACCUGAUGAAUUGCCGCUGCCAUAUCAGGUGAUGUUUUGGAACAAAUCCUCGUUAUCAGCGAUGGCUUGGCGUUAUCCCCAACCUCGAGCGUUGACCAAAGUUCGAGUAUUCCCCGUGCCUUACAAAAUGAGCCUCGGCUAUCAAGAGGACUUGGUGGUGGUGUGCCAUUUGGAGUACUGGUCCGAGUGCAGGAAUUGCUACCUGCCGUACACGCAGUUCUACCUCUCGGAGAGCGAAGUAUGUCAUCUGACACUUCCUCAGGGCACGCCAAGGACAGUAGUGGCGUCAACGUGGCGAGUGGUGAUAACAACCGUGAACGAAGGCAAUAGCGAUGAAGAUCUUUCAAAGGACGUGGUGAUAUCUCCUCGCGCUUUGGCAGCCUGCAUGCGCAUCGAUUCCUAUUUCGACAAAUCGCUGAUCCCGCAUUUGACGGCCGCGCUUUACGUGACCAAAAUCGAACUGGCCCUGUACAACUAUUUCGAUAAAGAGGCUCAGCAUGCUCCCAAGAUGCCCGAUUGUCUGAAGAACUAUACACCAGAUUUGCUGUUUCCCGAUAUUCAAAGGUUCAUGUCGAUCGUUUUGGAGAAUCUAACAUCGUAUGGUCUGUGCUGGGAAACAGACGUGUUGACCGUUGAAGUGAGCUCAGCUUUAAAAUGCAACGUCUUGGACUUGAUGUAUUUGACCGAACAGUCCCUCAUUGAUCCGUUCACGUUCAAAGUUGAACUCAGUCUAGCGGACAGUCUCAACUGUAACAUCAUUUCAAAACCGAUACAGAUCAAGCUAGGUCCGACGAUAGCGCACACGUUAGCCGUUUCCAGUCAGAUGUGGAGUCAAAGCAACAAACCGAAAGACGCCGUUCGCGACUUUAUCGUAAUGACGAGAUACGUCGUUUGCAACGACACCAACAUGAAUCUGCGUUUCGGCCAAACGGGGACCGAAGAAGCGAUUUUGCUGGCCCCGAGGUGCUGUCAUCUGUACGCGUGGAGGUCGCAGAGGAAGAAAGAGCAGCUCAAAGUCGCAAUGGAGGAGAAUGGAUGGACGAGGUCGUUUCCGGUGGCGCAAGAUGCCGUUCACACCAUUCACUUCAAUUCGGAUAAAAAUUAUACGAUCAUCGUUACGGUCAAGUCGUUGUCUGCUACUCAAAAACAGGUAAUACUUUCUGGCCAACUGAUCGUCAGCAACACUUUGCUGGAACAUUUGGACCUGAAGGUAGUCGAAGAAGUGGCGAAAGAUAACAAAGAACUGGAAUUUAAGAACUCCCCAACUUAUAUCGUGCCCGGCAGAAGUAAUACUUCGUCGAUUUUCAUAAGCAGCAGAAAAAAUUAUUUUCUAAGGUUGAGGUUCUACGGCUUAGAUUCUGCAUGGACUGGAGAUAUUCCUUUAAGGGAACACGGUACCGGGUCACAACCGUGGCUAGUAAAAGUGCCUCUGCAGGAACGCGGGCAAUUUCUGAGCAUCUGGUGUCGCAUCGUAACCGAACAAGUGCACAAGGUGAAACGCACCAUGGCCAUUUUGUGGCCGCUGUUCUCUGUCAAGUCGAAUCUGCCGAUCAGUUCGAACGUUCACAUCGAAACGCCAACGUUGAACGUUCAUCUUGACGCGGUGGUCAAUGGCAAAGGGGAGUUGCAACAACUUUAUUGUCCAGGAACGAUCGAUCACUCGCAUCAAUUAACUUUCAAGAUCGACAAUUCCGAUCCAAUAGCAAAUCCAUAUGUCCCACUGAAUUAUACCCUAGUGGAUCAUCAACAUUUUUUUAAAAAACCCGAAAUUAAUAGUAUCGAAGAUAUCUUGAGUGAACUGAAUCAAUUCGAUAAAUCGACUUGGCCCUAUUUUGGAGACGAAUUAGACGAAAUUGAUUGGAUCGUUGCCGAUCAACCGUUAACGCAUGUACAAGUGAGAUACCGGAACUCUUGUCAGUACUCGUGUUCUCUGUUAGUAGAACUUCUGCCAUGGUGUUUGACAGUGAACACUUUGGGCGUUCCUAUCACCAUCAAUGUUAGCGGCAUCGAACUCUGCAAAAUACCACAUUAUGGAAUCGUGGCACCGCCGAAAUUAGAGGAGAAUUUUAACAUAGGCGUUUGCUCUGGCGGUACUUGGUGUUACACGGAACCUUUGCAGUUGUCCAAAUCGGACUGGAGUCAAUCUUUCUACAUGCCUAAAUUCACAGGAACGAUACCUUUAGAAGGUUGUAUCAAGUCCCCGAUUAUAUGCGAUUCGCAUAUCUGCAUGUUAUCCGUCACUAGCACCAUCAAGAAUGAGAUUAGAUUGCUAAAAGUCUCUUCCACGCAUGUACUGUCCAAUCAUAUGGCAAUGCAGGUGCAAGUGAUAUGCUUUGCCGUUCCAGACGAGGAAGGGAAAUUUGAUAUUCCAGUCAACAUGGAAAGAUAUUGCUUUACUGUCGCGCCACAUUUGGAUAAAAGCAAUUCCGGCAUCUCUGUGAUCCAGUGGUUCACGUUGACAUCUGCCGCAUCAUCGAAGAGCAAGGAUCCGCACGCGAUAAACUACGCCCUGUACAUGUCCUUUUCGAUCGACGAUUCGCACUCUCCGCACGGUUGGUCGAGUCCGAUUCGCGUCGACAAACCGCUGCUAAGGAAAUCGUUCGCGCUUCGUACCGGCGACUACUCUAUUCCUGUGGUGCUCACCUCGCAAGAUAACAAGGGACAAACGGUCUAUUUGACCAUACACGAGGAUGAUAGGCCGCAACUGUUUAUCGAGAACACCACCGGGGCUACGCUGUUCAUCGCGCAGGCUUUAGGCGAUGGUCGCGUAUCCGACGAAUGUCAGCACUUCAAAUGGCGAUGUCGCGUGCGCAACAUGGAGCGCAUGUAUUACACGAUGCCGAUUCUAUCCGAGAAAUUCCCGGAUCUGCCUCCGGCCACCGAGACCGCGUACGGGGGCGGGAGCGGAAGCAGCAGCGGGGACAAAAUAGCGAUUGCCUGCGACCCCGAGAGCGAUUUGAACGGGUUUCAUUGGUCGAACGCGAUCACCAUACUCCAUGACAAUGAACAGUUCCUCAAGAUACCUUAUUAUGGAGAUAUCAGGGUGAGAAUAGCAAAUACGGCUUGUGCGACGAUCGUCUUAUUGGAAUCUGUUAGUCAAGUGGAGAUCAGUGCCAGAGACAUCAGAGUUCGUCUCCUCAUGCAGGAAAUCAACAAUACGGAGGCUUCUGUUGGCGGAAAAAUCACCGGAACCACGUCGGUACCUGGUAAUAAACGCACAGCUAAACCUAACAGCUCGGAAUGCCUGGGAAGAUCUCAGUCGGACACUUCGAUCGUUGAUGCGAACAAAUGUGCGCCCAAUGUUAACAAAAUGUCUUCGUUAGCUGAACAUCGCACUUGGCAGGGAUCCAGACGAGGUUGGUCUGACACUGAUUUGUCUGUACUUUCUGCGACUGCCAAAGAGAUGAUAGCGCAUACUUUGCCGAUGCGAGACGUUUGGACUUCGAUCACGUUCAACGCGUUUGUGAAAUCUUUCGUGUUGGUAUUCGUUUCUGACGUCGAUUUCGACACCAAAGAAAAAUGGGAGCUGAUGAGUCUCGUAUGUGAUAAUGUCGUAUGCACGGCGGUGCAAAUUGAAAGCAUGAAACUGAAAAUAACAGCGUCCGACGUUCAACUUGACAAUCAGCUGUACGUAAGGGAAUCGUACGAUUUCCCAGUUGUGCUGAUCGGCCAAGAAAAGCGCCAGACUAAGAAAUUAACUUCUCUGAACAUUCCAAUUGAAAGCCUGAUCGAAGACUGUGAUGAAAACGCUUUGCUCGUUCUCGAGUUUUGCUUAGAAACCUGGUGUGAUAAAUUUAGAGCCGCGACGUGUACCGCUGUGAGAUCUGUGAAGGUUACAUUGAAUCCGUUAUCGUGUUACAUAGAGGAUAUUUACGUUACAAAACUGAUGGAAUACUUCAAUAUGUUUACUCCAAAUAUGUUAGUGAUAUUACCAAAGCAAAAGUCGGAAGUUAAACUGAACGUUCCUGCCGGAUCGGUUUUUGUACCAGAAGUGUUGUCGUGGCAAUGCGCAGUGUUAGCGAAACCGUUGACCGUGAGGAACGUCCUGAUAGCCCCAAUUUCUCUUCUAUUAUCCGUACAUAGUUCUAUCAAACUGUACAUCGCCUUGGAUCAGAGUCCUCUGCAGUUCGGCAAAUUCGAGAGGAAAAGGAUCCUAACCACUCCUUACAGGUUAGGGCAUGCUCUGACAAUGCAUUAUCUUUCCGGAGCUAUUUUCGGAGCUGGUUGGGUGGUUAGCUCUUUAGAGCUACUCGGUAGCCCAGGUGGACUAGCCAGAGCUAUGGGAACUGGUUUGAGAGAUUUUGUCAGCUUACCUUGUAGAGGUAUCUUCGUGGGACCCAUGGCCUUUCUGAGGGGCAUCACCCAGGGCUCCGCGUCCUUGAUGCGCCAUGUUACUGCCGGUACUUUACAAUCUGUCACCAAGUUGGCGUCCAGCGUUGCCAGGAAUCUGGAUAGGCUUACUUUGGAUGAAGAGCAUCUGAGGAGGACAGAGGAGCAGAGACGGCAAAGACCACAGGGGUUAGCUCAAGGUUUUAUGCAGGGUUUGACGGGGUUGGGAAUAAGCCUGUUAGGAGCCGUUGGUGGUAUAGCUCACCAUCCACUUCAGUCGAUGAUAGCAGAUGGCGCUUCGCCGCGAUCAUUGGCCGCUGGAGUUGGUCUAGGAUUGGUCGGAAUCGUCACGAAACCGCUUAGCGGAGCUGCAGAAUUGGUCGCGUUGACUGGACAAGGAUUGCUACAAGGUGCCGGUUGGAGUUCCCUCCCUGAACCGCGCUCAUAUCCACAAGCGUACAAAGUUGAAUACGCGCCGAAUUCUAGUCUCAAAUAUAACUGGAAACACGUACAGGCGUUGUGCAGUCGCAUGCUGUUCGCCACGGAAGCAACGAGCGUCGUCGGCGGAGCAGUGCACGACGCAGUCGCUUUGAUCCUCACCUUGGAAGCGCUGAUCGUCGUCAAUUUGGACAGAGACGAUUCGCUGCAAGUGCUCGGAAUACAACAGUUGCAUAUCAAACAUUCCGAUGAUCCUACGCUGUUAAUGCUCAAGCUUAAUAAACCGCCAGCACCGCCCUCAACGGCCCAACAGCAGCACCAUGACGACCAAGAACCAAAUAAGACUGAAGAAGAAGAAGAAGAAGAAUUUGCGAUGGAAAUGGAUCCGGUGAGCCGAGCACGAGUGGCUGACUACGUGAAGAGCACCGUAAAUCUGCUGAACCUGCAAGACAAAGGACUUUCGAAAAGUGCCGGCGAACAUUCAGAAAUCAGCAUAUCGCCUCUUUCUACGCCAGGAAUCGUUGAGGACGCACAUGAAGAAACCACCGUUUACACGUACUACGUCAGCCCUCAGAACAGGAACUAUUUUGUGUGUCUGAUGAAGCUCGCCAAAAUGCAGCUACACAAUUACAAUUUUCCUGUACUGUGAACUUUUAUACAAAAUAUGUGCGUUUUAUGAAGUAUUAAUUUGUCGAAAUAUGGAAUAAAUUAUAUUUUACUGUUAAAUA